Trifolium pratense (red clover) is the source of this 1098-nucleotide messenger RNA. RefSeq names its product Golgi SNAP receptor complex member 1-2. Gene Ontology annotation, molecular function: SNAP receptor activity. Gene Ontology annotation, biological process: endoplasmic reticulum to Golgi vesicle-mediated transport; vesicle fusion. NCBI's taxonomy places the organism in Eukaryota, Viridiplantae, Streptophyta, Magnoliopsida, Fabales, Fabaceae. The record is from RefSeq and is a predicted model, not a curated record. Bases 147 to 869 code for a protein of 240 amino acids. The transcript is spliced from 6 exons. Gene Ontology annotation, cellular component: SNARE complex; Golgi membrane; Golgi medial cisterna.
AUUGAAGAUCGAUGAGGUUGCAGUUUAUUGUUUAGUGUACUAGCUGCAGACGAUAGCCACUCCUUUUCUUCCUUUCCUCUUCUCCCUGUUCUGCCAUUUGUGUGCAAAAUCAGAAAUCUGAAAUCACGACCCGUAAAAAGAUCCGAAUGAGGGAUACGAAUCUGGAUUUGCAGGAAUCGGGUUGGGAAGAACUUCGAAAGGAAGCUCGUAAGAUCGAAGGCGAUCUCGACGUUAAACUUUCUUCCUACGCCAAACUCGGUGCUAGAUUUACUCAAGGAGGUUAUGUUGAUGCUGGCACACCACCUGUUGGGUCCAGUAGGUCAUGGAAAUCCAUGGAAAUGGAAAUCCAAUCCUUGCUCGAGAAACUAUUGGACAUAAAUGAUUCCAUGAGUAGAUGUGCUGCAUCAGCUGGACCAGCUACUUCUGUAACGCAAAAGCUGGCUAGGCACCGAGAUAUUCUUCACGAGUUUACCCAGGAAUUUAGACGUACCAAGGGAAACAUAAACUCAAUGAGGGAACAUGCAGAGCUUUUAGGUUCUGUUAGGGAUGAUAUUACUGACUAUAAGACAUCAUCUGGUAGUAUGUCGCCAAGGAUGCAGUUAUUACGUGAGAGAGCCGCCAUCCAUGGAAGUACGUCUCAUAUAGAUGACGUGAUUAGUCAAGCUCAAGCAACAAGAGCUGUCUUGGGUUCUCAGAGGGCCUUGUUUGGCGAUGUUCAAGGAAAAGUGAGGCUUCUUGGCGACAAGUUCCCCAUUAUUCGUAGCUUGCUCGGUUCGAUAAGAAGGCGAAAGUCAAGGGAUACCCUAAUUCUGUCAGCAGUCAUUGCUGCAUGUACGUUGUUUCUCAUAAUUUACUGGCUCUCAAAGUAACAAAUAAUUUUGUACCACAAAAAUAAUGAGUUAUGGAACUUAUUAUUCAUUGAAUUUUCUUCCCCUUUCUUUGCCUUUUACUUAUUUAGGGAUAUGAGGGAGAUUAAAAUAUGUUGUUUUUUGUAAUCCACAUUUGUCUAGGAGCCUCAUAUUUGUAUUUAGUUGUUGUGUAAAAUAAUUUAUUUGACUCUUGCAUUUUUAUAUAAAUCAAUAAUCUUCAGUUAUCCUA